GGUCACCCGCGUGGGUUUGCGGACAGUCGCGUUCUCUGCGAUUCGGCCGAGGCCGAGGCCGAGGCCGCGAGAGCGCCAAGACAAUCGCAGCUCGCGCACCUCGAAGCGCCGCAGGCUCUGUGGUCGCCCCUGGCAGACUGUUGCGCUUCGUGGUCUUGAGAUGUUUUGCCAAUGGAGAGAGGGAGAGAGAGCUAUGUGCUGAUAUCUCGACGGCCCUGAUCCUGUUCGGAACCACCGGAAUAUUGCCAGAUCGCAUUCCCAAUUGUUGUGUCGUGUUCAGAGGUGCUGGCAGCUCGUUUGUGCCGGAAUGCGACGGCGAUUGAUCUGUCGGCGCAUCUUGGUCAACCAAUGUUCCGCACAUUUCUUGUGCAUAUUUGGUUGAGAAUGUUUUGUUCAUGUUUCCAGAUGUUCGCACUGCCUCCUGCGCUCACAUAUGAAGUUUACCAUUUGUGCAGGAGGACUGACCCUGAAUCAUGAACAAGGCCCGCGCGAUGCUGGAUGCCCUCAUGGGCCCCGGCCGCGACGCGCAGCUGGAAAAGGAUAAGGCCAAGGCCAAGGAGAAGUUCAAGGAUUCGGACGUCUGCAAGAGCUUCUUGGUGGGCAUGUGCCCGAUGGAGCCAGCGUUCCUCGGAGGCAAGCGGAACUUCCAGGCAUGCGAGAAGAUCCAUUCGGAGGUCAUGAGGCAGCAGUUCGAGGCCCACCCCGACACGAAGGACUUGAGGCGCGAGUACGAAAGCGCAUUGCUCGCGAGCCUCAAGUACGCCGUUGGCGAGUGCGAAUUCCGCAUCAACAAGGAGAAGGCCAGGAUGUCGGACGACUGGUCGCGGAAGAAGCCGCCACUUCCCGCCACCAUCAUCGACAAGCUCUCGAAGCUGAAGAGAGAGAGCUCCUCUCUGGUCAAGGCCGCCGAGGAGAUCGACGACGACAGGUUCCAAGACAAGCUGGCGAUGACCGCGAGGGCCAACGAGUUGGCCAAGGAGGCCAACGAUCUGGAGGAGGUGGAGCUGAAGAAGGCCGUGGAGACGGGCGUCUUCGAGGAGGUGUGCGAGGUCUGCGGCACGUGCUUCACCGGGAAGACAGCCGACGCCGCGCACCAGCAGUUCAAGAUUCACACUGCCUACAAGCAGAUCAGAGAGAAGUUUGCGGAGCUGGACUCGAGGAGGGCGGAGCUAUCCUCUGGCCAGCCGAAGGAGGACAAGGACGGGGGCCCAAAGGCUCCGCAGGAGAAACGGGAUGCGGACCCGAGGAGGGGCCGGGACAAGUCCGCGGACAGGGGCGAGCCCGACGUGGAGGCCCACAAGGACAGGGAGAAGGAGAGGACCAAGGAGCCCGCCAGGGACAGGGAGAGGGACCGCGGCAGGAGUAGAGGCAGAGAGCAGGAGCGCCGCCGCGGUGGCAGCGACAGAAGCAGGAGCCGCGGUGGCAGAGGCAAGGACCGCCGGAGAGACCGCAGCGACAGCGACAGAGGUCGAGGAGCGAGAAGAGGCCGGAAGGACAGCAGGGACGCCAGCAGAGGGAGGAGGCGUCGCCGGUGAGGAAGGUUGGCGCUACCUCAGGCAGAUUGCGGCAGUCACUCCCUGAGCUGAGCCAGGCGCAACGGGCGCCAGCAACGGCGGUCUCGAUAUGAUGUGGUGCCCGAGCGCAAAGAGGCACAAGAGAAGGGCGCAG
Molecule: messenger RNA, 1668 nt
Organism: Prorocentrum cordatum
Lineage: Eukaryota; Dinophyceae; Prorocentrales; Prorocentraceae
Source: the annotation of a GenBank genome assembly